GGGAGCGACUCGGCCGCCUCCGUCCUUGCGCUGGCAUUCUGAGGGCAUCCGGCAAACUCCACUCCCCAGCUCUGGCUGUGGCCUCAGACUGCUGCUUGAUACACCUAUGGUGAUUGCUUCUCAGCUUUCCAGGCCCUGCCUCUUCCCAGGUGACCACGCCGCCCUCAGGACAUGCUCGGGCACAGCCGCAACGGGCAGGCCCACGUGCCCCGGCGGAAGCGCCGCAACCGCUUCGUCAAGAAGAACGGCCAAUGCAACGUCUACUUCGCCAACCUGAGCAACAAGUCGCAGCGCUACAUGGCGGACAUCUUCACCACCUGCGUGGACACGCGCUGGCGCUACAUGCUCAUGAUCUUCUCCGCGGCCUUCCUCGUCUCCUGGCUCUUUUUCGGCCUCCUCUUCUGGUGCAUCGCCUUCUUCCACGGUGACCUGGAGGCCAGCCCCGUGCUGCCUGCGACGGGGGGCGUGGCGGGCAACAGCGGGGCGGCCCCCACGGCCCCCAAGCCCUGCAUCAUGCACGUGAACGGCUUCCUGGGCGCCUUCCUGUUCUCGGUGGAGACCCAGACGACCAUCGGCUACGGGUUCCGGUGCGUGACCGAGGAGUGCCCACUGGCGGUCAUCGCCGUGGUGGUCCAGUCCAUCGUGGGCUGCGUCAUCGACUCCUUCAUGAUCGGCACCAUCAUGGCCAAGAUGGCGAGGCCCAAGAAGCGGGCGCAGACGCUGCUGUUCAGCCACCACGCGGUCAUCUCGGUGCGUGACGGCAAGCUGUGCCUGAUGUGGCGCGUGGGCAACCUGCGCAAGAGCCACAUCGUGGAGGCCCACGUGCGGGCCCAGCUCAUCAAGCCCUACAUGACCCAAGAGGGCGAGUACCUGCCGCUGGACCAGCGGGACCUGAAUGUGGGCUACGACAUCGGCCUGGACCGUAUCUUCCUGGUGUCGCCCAUCAUCAUCGUCCACGAGAUCGACGAGGACAGCCCGCUGUACGGCAUGGGCAAGGAGGAGCUGGAGUCCGAGGACUUUGAGAUCGUGGUCAUCCUCGAGGGCAUGGUGGAGGCCACGGCCAUGACCACCCAGGCCCGCAGCUCCUACCUGGCCAGUGAGAUCCUGUGGGGCCACCGCUUCGAGCCCGUGGUCUUUGAGGAGAAGAGCCACUACAAGGUAGACUACUCACGCUUCCACAAGACCUACGAGGUGGCCGGCACGCCCUGCUGCUCCGCCCGGGAGCUGCAGGAGAGCAAGAUCACCGUGCUGCCCGCCCCACCGCCCCCGCCCAGUGCCUUCUGCUACGAGAACGAGCUGGCCCUCAUGAGCCAGGAGGAAGAGGAGAUGGAGGAGGAGGCGGCGGCCGCCGUGGCUGCAGGCCUGGGGCUGGAGGCGGGCUCCAAGGAGGAGGCCGGCAUCAUCCGGAUGCUGGAGUUCGGCAGCCACCUGGACCUGGAGCGCAUGCAAGCCACCCUCCCGCUGGACAAUAUCUCCUACCGCAGGGAGUCUGCCAUCUGACCUCCGGCCCCGCCCUCGCGCUCCCUGCAAGAGCCUCUGCCUGAGGGUGGGACACCAGACGGCCUCCCCCACACUCAGGACAGAGCUGACCCUGGCUCCACGGACCUUCUGGAGGAAGAUGGGGGCUUCAGAGACGGUGGGACCCCAUCCUGCUGACUGCAGAGCCCGCCCUGGGAAGGGCCCUCCCACUGGGCCCCCUUGGCUGGAGCUCCCCAGCGCCUACCCACAGGUGGCUCUGGGCCCCGACCCUCCACCCUUUCCCCACUGACCCUUCAAGGACGUGCCCCCUCUGCUCUCAGAACCUUGGGAA
Messenger RNA from Sciurus carolinensis (gray squirrel), 1810 nucleotides. It is a transcript of the gene Kcnj4, whose product is annotated as potassium inwardly rectifying channel subfamily J member 4. Gene Ontology annotation, cellular component: plasma membrane. Gene Ontology annotation, molecular function: inward rectifier potassium channel activity. The record is from RefSeq and is a predicted model, not a curated record. Lineage: Eukaryota; Metazoa; Chordata; Mammalia; Rodentia; Sciuridae. The transcript is spliced from 2 exons. The coding region runs from base 172 to 1500 and encodes 442 amino acids. Gene Ontology annotation, biological process: potassium ion import across plasma membrane; regulation of monoatomic ion transmembrane transport.